CGAUUCUUAAAGUAGUGAUAAAUUGUGCUUCGAUUCAUCAAAGCUCAGCGCCGUCUCCUCCUCCCUCACUUGUCGAAUUCAACCUUCUUCUCCGAUCAUCGUCUGAAAACCUUUAGUUUUUGGGGAUUUUGGGGCAGGAAUCAAUGGCAACGAUUAGGAACUUGAAGAUAAAAACAUCAACGUGUAAAAGGAUUGUGAAAGAGCUUCACUCUUAUGAGAAAGAAGUUGAGAGAGAAGCUGCUAAGACUGCUGAUAUGAAGGACAAAGGCGCUGAUCCUUACGACCUUAAACAGCAGGAAAAUGUGUUGGGUGAGUCGAGGAUGAUGAUUCCGGAUUGCCACAAACGUCUCGAGGCUGCAGUAUCCGACCUCAAGUCCACUUUGGCUGAAUUGGAAGAGACAGAUGAAAAGGAAGGUCCAGAGAUUGAAGAUGCAAAGAAGACAGUCGCGGACGUGGAGAAGCAGUUUCCCACUGAAGAAGCCUGAGGGUUUUAGUCAUCGGUGAGUGCUUGGUCUGUGUAUUCUGACUUCUGAGAAUGUUAUUAUGGUUAACCAAAAUGUAAGAACAUAUCUCGUCUUCUAUGUCGUUAUCAAGGUCGAAUUGCAUACACUGAAAUUGCUUCACCUCUUAAUAACAUUUUUGGGUGAUUGUUUGUUCAAUUCAGUAUCUUUAAAAUGA
Molecule: messenger RNA, 678 nt
Organism: Capsella rubella
Lineage: Eukaryota; Viridiplantae; Streptophyta; Magnoliopsida; Brassicales; Brassicaceae
Product: tubulin-folding cofactor A
Exons: 4
Coding region: 144-485 (113 amino acids)
Biological process (GO): post-chaperonin tubulin folding pathway; tubulin complex assembly
Cellular component (GO): cytosol; microtubule cytoskeleton
Molecular function (GO): beta-tubulin binding
Source: RefSeq, a predicted model, not a curated record